AUGUUACAUUUUCGGUUUUCGCGUCUAUCCUAUCAAUGGCAAUCACUUAUGAUGAUAGAUAACGCAUUGCCGAUUUUCAACAUAGUCGGUUUUGCAACUGAUUAUGUUGAACCCAACCAAAGUCUAAUUGAGACAUUGACAAUACUGCAAACACGCCAGGAUUCAAAUGGAAUUAGCACAUAUGUCCUUGAUGCAACUUUAGUUAAAGGAACAAAACUGUUAAUAGAGGAAGGAAUAAAGAAGGCAAGCAUGACCGGCGACGAGAAGCACUGGGAGUCCGAAGCUCUCUCUCUGAGGAGAGUCGCCUUCGUUGGCGUUGCCCUCUCCACCGCGGCCACUCUCGUCUGCAUCAUCUCUGUACCGAUGCUCUACAACUACAUGCAACACAUGCAGUCGGUCAUGCAGAACGAAGUUGAUUUCUGCAAAUCCCGCUCAGGAAAUAUCUGGAGAGAAGUGACUCGUACUCAGGCAAGUCACAACACCUUAAUAAUUAACUCGUAUUCAGUGCUCGUUCUCACCCAGGCCUCUACUAGAACACGUCGUCAAGCUGGUGGUGGUUGCUGC
Molecule: messenger RNA, 564 nt
Organism: Strongylus vulgaris
Lineage: Eukaryota; Metazoa; Nematoda; Chromadorea; Rhabditida; Strongylidae
Source: the annotation of a GenBank genome assembly